AUGUCUCGUUGUGUGAUUGUUCGUGAUGUUUGGGCUGAUAACUUGAGUUUUGAGUUCGGUUUGAUUCGUCGAGUUCUUGAUGAUUAUCCAAACGUGGCAAUGGACACUGAAUUUCCAGGGACGAUCAUCUUCUCCGACAAGCAUUACUCUUGUUUGUCUCCCUCCGACAACUAUUUCCUCAUGAAAUCGAAUGUGGACGCGUUAAACCUCAUACAAGUGGGUCUCACUCUGUCGGACAAUCAAGGCAACCUUCCCGACUUGUACACAGACAGUUGUUACGCGUGGCAAUUCAAUUUCCGAGACUUCGACAUCGAGUCUGAUGAUCUUCGUAACGCGGAUUCGAUCAAGCUGUUAAAGCGGCAAGGAAUUGAUUUCAAGAAAAACAGAGAAGAGGGAAUCGAUUCGAGAGAGUUUGCGAAGAUGCUUUUGUGGUCGGGACUGGUUUACAAAAGGCCGUCGAAGAGAUGGGUGACUUUUCACUGUUAG
Molecule: messenger RNA, 486 nt
Organism: Camellia sinensis
Lineage: Eukaryota; Viridiplantae; Streptophyta; Magnoliopsida; Ericales; Theaceae
Source: RefSeq, a predicted model, not a curated record